Molecule: messenger RNA, 549 nt
Organism: Dendronephthya gigantea
Lineage: Eukaryota; Metazoa; Cnidaria; Anthozoa; Malacalcyonacea; Nephtheidae
Product: zinc finger MYM-type protein 1-like
Exons: 1
Coding region: 1-549 (182 amino acids)
Source: RefSeq, a predicted model, not a curated record
AUGGGCAAAGAAGUUCUUUCUACCGUUGUAGAAGAAGUCAAGUUGUUGAUUCACUAUUCCGUAUCCGUUGAUUCCACCCCAGAUGUAACGCACGUUAAUCAACUUGCAGUAACAAUCCGGUACGUUAAAUUCACCGGUCCUGUCGAGCGAUUCCUGACAAUUCUACCCAUGUAUGGUCAUACUGGAGCCCAAAUUGCCGAUUAUUUGCUGAAGUUUCUGGCCGGGCAAGGUAUUCCAAUUGAACUAUGUCGUGGACAGUCGUACGACAAUGCGUCGAACAUGAGCGGAAAGUACAAAGGAGUGCAAGCUGUUGUUCGAGCAAGUUCACCAUAUGCCGCGUAUGUUCCUUGUUCUGCCCACUCGCUAAAUCUGGUGGGAAAACAUGUAGCAGAGGCCUGUUCAGACGGCAGUGAAAUGUUUAACCUGAUCCAGAGUCUCUACAAUUUUUUUUCGGGAUCCACUCAUCGCUGGACAAUUCUGAAGAAUAAUCUUGAGGGACUGCCUGUCGAUAAAUCUUUGUCUGAGACACGCCGGUCAGCAACGAGGUGA